GCUUAACCAUUUCUUUCUCAAAGGGGAGGGGGGGUGUGGAACUGAAUUAUGUGUCGUUUUCAACAGGAAAGUGUUCAUUUGCAAGAAGGUUGUUUGGCUAAACGGUUUUUUCGUAGUUUGGUAGUCAAGGUCGUGCAUUGGAACUUUGCGAACACAUGGACUUCCGAUUGGAAUACAUUAAAAUCCACAAAGCUCUUUCUGUUUUAGUUUUUAGCAAUGCUUUUCUUGCUAUUCGGUUUAUAGCCCUCCCCAUUCCUCUCUUUAUAUAAAUGCAUAUCACUUUUUAUGGAAAUGUGCUUUCUAGAUCUACUUGUAGGGGAGUUACCUGACUUCAAUGUGAUGCAAAGUUACUUCCCUGUAGGGAAGUCAUUUUUUUGAAAUAAAACAGAAUCAAAGAGAAUAUCAUUUAAGAAUCGGUAGGCUGAAAGUAACCGAAAGUUGAAAACAAGCCCCUUUUAUCAGAAGUGCGGUCUUGGGGACUUUUGGGAAUUGCGCCCUCUUUCUGAUAUACAAUCUCUUUAAACUUUGAAAUAGUUCCUGAAAUAGCUGAAAGGGAACUUAAUUCGACUUCUCAAGUAAACAUGUUGUCCUGUGGUCUACUUUUAUUUCCUGCAGACCAAACUGUAUCUUGCUAGGCAAAAAAUAGCCAGGAAAGAUUCGAAGGUAGGGCAAUAUUCAAGUGAGCCAACGGCUGACACAUUCUUAAUGCAAUAUUACGUUUGCUGAGGCCCCAAUUUUUUCAACUUUGACAGGAGGAAGCAGUUCUGUAUUCCUUUGUGUCAAUAUUCGUGGAAUAAAGGAAUUUGACAAUGCCUCAUCAUCAAUGUUACGCAAUUAUGCCUUUUACCAGGAACAGGUUUUUUUAGGCUCAAACCACUGUGUCAGUACUUCCCUGUCAUUUUGGUAAAGAACCUGGGCCAAGUAAGCCGUUGUUCUAUAAAUUUGUGUCAUUUCUUCGAUGAGGUCAAAGUCGACGUAUCAAAGGCAUUCCAUUUGUAAAAGAAACAUCGUAAGGACUUCACUACGAGAAAAAUAAUACAAGUGCAUAUCAGGACACCAAAAAACAGCAAACAGGAAUAGCUGCAUCGCUGCAUCAUGCACCAGGAAAUCUCUAACAACAUUGUCAUUCUUGGAUCAAGCGGCGUUGGAAAAUCAGCUAUCACAGUCGCGUUUGUUAACAGGCAGAGUACACCCCAAGGUUGGGAAGCCCACACGUCGAUGACAGUGGAUGGAAAACAGCAUUCUGUUAGCAUCACAAUUGAGCAGGAUGAAUUCGUCGCCAUGAGGGAGCAAUACAUCAAACAAGGGGAUGGAUUCAUCUUCCUAUACUCAAUAACAGACUUCAAAAGCUUCACAUCCCUGAGCAACCAUUUACAGACAUUUUACAGGUCAUGUGACUCACGGCGUAAGCCCAUAAUGAUUGUUGGAAAUAAAACGGAUCUAGAGGAUCAGAGGAAAGUUAGCUAUAGGGCGGGCGCAUCGCUCGCAGGAGUAUUAGAUUGUAAUUUUAUGGAGGUAUCAGCAAGUACUGGCAAAGGUAUCAAAGAUAUGUUAUCAGUUAUAAUCAGAGAAAUCACAAGAGCUAAGAAAAAUCGACGGUGACUAAGCGUUGGGACAGAUAAAUAGGCAUGCUGUGUAUAGAUCCUGCUACUGCUCAUCGAUGCUGCUCAAGAUUAAACCAAUGAUUAAGAAGAUUACGAAUAUACUGCAACUGACAAUGUGACCGUCCCCGAGUCGAUUUUCAGUGCUUUACAUGGCUCUGGGAAAUUUAAAUAU
Rhopilema esculentum is the source of this 1776-nucleotide messenger RNA. Its product is annotated as GTP-binding protein Rit2. NCBI's taxonomy places the organism in Eukaryota, Metazoa, Cnidaria, Scyphozoa, Rhizostomeae, Rhizostomatidae. Gene Ontology annotation, biological process: signal transduction. Gene Ontology annotation, molecular function: GTP binding; GTPase activity. The record is from RefSeq and is a predicted model, not a curated record. Gene Ontology annotation, cellular component: membrane.